Molecule: messenger RNA, 2528 nt
Organism: Carcharodon carcharias (great white shark)
Lineage: Eukaryota; Metazoa; Chordata; Chondrichthyes; Lamniformes; Lamnidae
Gene: slc22a16
Product: solute carrier family 22 member 16
Exons: 9
Coding region: 52-1851 (599 amino acids)
Biological process (GO): transmembrane transport
Cellular component (GO): membrane
Source: RefSeq, a predicted model, not a curated record
CAAGUACCGGUGGUAAAAUGUAGGGCAGGGCAACAAGUACCUCUGAUCUCCAUGGCACCACAGACCCUGGAAAAGCUCUUUGACAAACUUGGCCACUUUGGAAGAUUUCAAGCUUCUGUGUAUUUUGUGGUCAAUUUCCAAACAAUAGCUUGUGGGAUCCACUAUUUGGCCUCAGUGUUUCUUGCUGUAACACCACAGUUUGUGUGCAAGUUACCUGGAAAUGUGACCAAAAUCCUUGUUUCAAAUACCACAGCCGGUCCUGGAGAUUUGUGGAACUUGUGGACUCCAGGAUCACGCAGUGUUAUUGCUCAGAUGGAAAAUGGAGAGAUCUGGGAAGCUGAGCAGUGUAGUCGCUUCAAAAGAAUUGGGAGCUUUGAGCUGGUGAAUUACUUUAAAGGCAACAGGACACGGUAUUCCUGCUCUGACGGUUUUAACUAUGAUCAAAGCCACAUUGAAAACAGCAUUGUGACUGAGUGGGACCUGGUCUGUGACAGAGAAUGGUUAGCAAAACUUACCCAGCCCAUCUUUAUGUUUGGAGUCCUACUUGGGGCUGUGGUGUUUGGAGAUAUUGCUGACAGGGUGGGACGACGCUCUAUACUGUGGUUCACAAGCACAGCUCAGUUUGUGUUUGGAGUUGCUGUUGCAUUCACCAAUGAUUAUUACAGCUUCAUUGUUGUCCGUUUCCUCCUAGCCCUGGUUUCUAGUGGCUACCUUGUGGUAGUUUUUGUCUAUGUGACAGAAUAUACUGGAUUGAAGGCCCGCAGUUGGGCAUCUAUGCACGUCCAUGCUUACUUUGCUGUUGGCAUCAUGGUAGUUGCCUUGGUUGGAUUCCUGGUACGGGCCUGGCGGUUCUACCAACUUAUACUGUCACUUGUAACCAUACCUUUUAUAUUUUGCUGCUGGCUAUUGCCAGAGACACCCUGGUGGCUUCUGGCUAAAGGACGGUUUGAAGAAGUCCAGAAGCUGAUUGACACAAUUGCUCGAUGGAACAAAGUCAAGAUCCCUUGUCACGUCUCUGUGAUGCAGAUGAGUAGUCCCGAGGAUUCAACAGACAAAGAAAUUGCAAGAAAGAAAAGCGAGACCAAAGUAGAGAAAACCAGUAUCCUGGAUCUUUUCCGUAGCUGGAAUUUGGCUAAGAGGACCAUCACAGUUUGGCUUGUAUGGUUCACUGGGAGUCUGGGCUAUUAUGUUAGCUCUUUGGGCUCUGUCAAUCUGGGUGGAAAUGAAUAUCUGAACCUCUUUCUAGCAGGUGCGGUGGAAAUUCCUUCCUAUAUUGUUGCCUGUUUUGUAAUGGACAGACUGGGAAGAAGAAAUACAUUGGCACCAUCCCUGUUCCUGACUGGAGUGGCCUGUUUUCUCAGCAUGGUGAUCCCUCAGGACAUUGAGGCUCUGUCUAUCACUGUAAGCAUGAUUGGAAAAUUUGCCAUAGCUGUGGCAUUUGGGUUGAUUUACUUGUACACUGCUGAGCUGUACCCAACUAUAAUACGUUCGUUGGCUGUCGGUAGCGGAAGUAUGAUGGCUCGAGUUGGAAGCACAGUGGCACCUUUUUGUGUUCUCCUUUCAUCAGUGUGGAUCUUUCUACCACAGCUGAUUGUUGGAAUCAUGUCCUUUCUGACUGGCUUGUUGACCCUGUUGCUCCCGGAAACUCUUGGGAGACCUCUGACUCAGACCUUUGAGGAAGCUGCAAAAUUGCAAAACAAAAAGAAGCGAGACAAACCCAAAGAAGGCUCAUCACGUGGAGGAAGUAGCAGUGCUGCCAUGGCGAGUAUUGAGAAACAAGAUUACAUCAUCGAUGGAAUGGAGAAAUCAAAGGAAGAACAGAAUCUGAUUGAACAUUUAACACGGUUGUAAAGCUCACUUAUUCAUCACAAAGCCUUGAAGUAGGCAGCUGUUAUAGUGCUGGUACUGAUUAGAUACUAAUACCUUCAAUCUGUGAAUUAACAAAAGUAUACAAGCAGUUUGGCACCUAUUACAAACAAUAUAUGUAGAGAUAUUAUAUAUAUAUAAAGUAAAACCCAAUAUUAUUUUUAGUAGAUUGUCCCUACUCUAGUUAAGUGGUCAAGAAUUAGUCCUAUUAGACAUCAAGAGAACAACUUAUCAAUUAUAGCGCAUGCUGAUUUAGAUAUAUUGGAAUUUAACUGCAAAAUGAAUAUUGACUGAUAACAGUCUAACUCAUAGCCUACAGUAGGCUGCAUUUUAUAUUCUUACCAACUGUCUCUUCUGGUUAAAAAAAAACCUAUUCUUAACUUUUGAUCCACCAGGACCUCAGAAAUUACUGACAAGUAAUUGUUUAAGAUUUUCUUUAACAUUAAUCGGCACUGGAUGACAAGAGGUGUGCUAUUUUGGGGAGUGAAUUCAAAUUUGCAGGAAACUAAGACUACUAAUUUGUUCCACGAAUCAUGAGUCAAGACAAGCUGUUCUCUAUUGUCAUGUUGACCAACCAACGCAUAAAAAUACAUUUUUAUUUUGGAAUUAGUUCAGUGAAUGUUGCCAUAUCGGCUACAAUCAAUCCACUAAAAUCGGGCUUG